Molecule: messenger RNA, 1120 nt
Organism: Alternaria alternata
Lineage: Eukaryota; Fungi; Ascomycota; Dothideomycetes; Pleosporales; Pleosporaceae
Exons: 2
Coding region: 41-787 (248 amino acids)
Source: RefSeq, a predicted model, not a curated record
UUGCAUGCAAAUAUCGCCGCCGCGUGCAUUCUACUCAACAAUGUUCUCACGACUUCUCAUCAUCGCUCUUUCGGGUGCGUCGGCCAUCUCUGCAGCGCCGGUGAGCGCUUUUCAAUCCACCUCAGAACCAACAAAAGUCACAGUAAUGAUAACGUCAAGUGUUGCCGCUCAGAGUCUGUCGUCUACUAUCGUUAAUAAUCUCCAGGCUCGCCAGUUGAGAUUGAGCGAACCGGUGUGGAGCGAGCCAGCGUGGACACAACCUGCAUGGUCCGACUCUGCUAUUGUGCCUGUGCCAACGGAGCUAGUCUCGACGCCUUCCACGUUUCUCGCCCAUAGCCAGGUAUUCACGCCUACACCCACAUCAACGUCCGACUGGGUAGAUACGCAUCGUCCAAAUCCUGGCGAGAGCAAGACCGGUUUGAUAACUUUUGCCAGUGUCCUGGGCGGAAUCAUAGGUUUAGCUUUUGUCUUGUUUCUUGUUACCUUAGUUCGGAGGUGUCUUCAUGGGCGCAUUCCUGCGCUACGUGCAAAGAAUGCAUCAGAUGUCGAAGCGAACGCUGGUCUUCAUCGCAACUCGCAGGCCCCAGCUCUCGAUACUCCGCCUGGAUCAGUCGGAACUUCUCGUACAGCAUCCAGCGGUGGCAUGCGCUCUAUGCCACGUCAAAGCGAAGAUGUCACUGACAUGCCACGUGUGGCUAGCCCGCUUAAUGGUUUGACGCAUGGCCCACGACGCUCACGUUCACUCUAUCAGAACAACAUCCCUCCUCAAGAAACGCAUUGGCCGUAAGAAGAGGAAGAGUAAUACAGGACAUGGACGCGCGCAAUUAAACAUCGUGGAUCAGAUGUCAAAGAGAGGCGGACGUUGUUGCAGCUGUUGUUGUAUGUCAAUAGUUCUUCGGUAGUGAAUUGAAUGCCCUAAAGGACUAUCGAUGCGUGACCAAAUUGUAGAGAGCUCCCCAGCAUACUUAUGAAGUAGCAUCUCAUACUUACAACCACCCUGUUCGAGGAGGCACAUUUGGGCAAGAACUCCAGGCGGGAGGUCGGAUUCGUUGGGAGGAAGGUGCGACAUAUUGCCUGAGCAGAAGACGAGAGACUACUGAGACGGGCUCUUGGAUGGCGC